AAUUUUGUAGAAUGCACGCCAACACCCCGCCGAUGCAAAAAAAAUGAACUCAGUGUCAAGUUUGAAGGGCUGUAGAGGAAAACAACAACAAUUUAAUGUCUGGAUGGAAAACACGCACACGGAAUAAUCUACGAUGGCUGAACGGCGAUUAAGUUGCAUUUAAAUCAAAUGCAGGUAAUUUGUAACUUUCAUUUGCUGAUUUACCUCCGAUUUUGGCAGUCUAUUCCCACCGGGAAACUCGAACGGACCUCGUCAUGGAAAACUCCAGCGCCGUUUUGGCAGCCAAGGGAGCUGGAGCUGUGAGGAAUCAUAGCACCUAUGUGAUACCCGGAGUGUAUGACCUCUCGGUGGAGGAUACAAACUGGGUCCUAACCUCCUCCUUCAUCAUCUUCACCAUGCAAACUGGGUUCGGAAUGCUAGAGUCGGGUUGUGUGAGCAUUAAAAACGAGGUGAACAUCAUGAUGAAGAACGUAAUCGACAUUGUCCUUGGCGGAUUCACUUACUGGCUCUUUGGGUAUGGCAUGAGCUUUGGCCGAGGUCCACUUUCCAAUCCCUUUAUCGCCAUCGGGGACUUCUUGCUGGAUCCGCCGGUGGGUGAUGCUCUCAUGGGCCAGAUCUUUGCCGCCUUCCUGUUCCAGCUCUCCUUUGCCACCACAGCCACGACAAUUGUUAGUGGAGCAAUGGCUGAAAGGUGCAAUUUCAAAGCCUACUGCUUGUUUUCAUUCCUGAACACUGCUGUUUACUGCAUCCCCGCCGGAUGGGUCUGGGGAGAGCACGGAUUCCUCAACAAAAUGGGUGCCGUGGACAUUGCAGGCAGCGGACCAGUGCACCUGAUUGGAGGCGCCUCUGCCUUUGCCUCGGCCGCUAUGCUAGGACCUCGCUUAGGUCGCUAUUCCGAAGGGUAUGAUCCCUUACCGCUGGGAAACCCGGUUAACGCCUGCAUGGGCCUCUUUGUCCUCUGGUGGGGCUGGCUGGCCUUUAAUUCUGGAAGUACGUACGGCGUGAGCGGUUCCAAGUGGCAGUAUGCGGCACGAGCAGCGGUCAUGACCAUGAUGGGGUCCUUUGGCGGUGGAUUUAUAAGCUCCAUUUACUCUUUCUGGCGACAUGGAGGCGGCAUGGACAUCAUGGAUCUGAUAAACGGAGUUCUCGGAUCAUUGGUAUCCAUCACUGCAGGAUGCUUCCUUUACCGAGCUUGGGAGGCCCUUGUGAUUGGAGCAAUCGGCUCUCUCUUCUGCGUAUUGGCCAUGCCCCUGUUCGAUAGGAUGGGAGUGGAUGAUCCGGUCGGAGCUAGUGCUGUCCAUGGCGUGUGUGGAAUCUGGGGUGUCAUUGCCGUCGGAUUGUUUGCAGACAAUCCCAUUCCCCUGGACACAACCAAUGGACGAAGUGGCCUGUUUAAGGGCGGUGGAUGGUAUCUACUGGGGAUUCAGACGCUCUCCGCCUUCUGCCUGGCUUGCUGGGGCAUCUGUUCCACAUGCCUGCUGUUGUAUGUCAUCAACAAAAUUAUACCCAUUCGCAUGGAUCCUCACGAGGAGCUGCUAGGUGCCGAUCUCACCGAGCACCGGAUUCGUCACUCUCAAAUCGGUUUAUCCCGGGCCAUAUCCGCGUUGGCGCCCAUCAAGGUGGAUCUGAAGGAGAUCGCCGGCAUCCAGCCCAUCGGCAUAAAUCCCGGCCACGAACGCAGUAUCGAUCAACUGCGUGCCGCGGAAGACAAACUGCAGCAGUGGCAAUCCUUCCUGGAUCAGGUGAGUUCUCAGAAGAACCCGAAAACGGAUGCGGGGCAGUCCCAUGCAGACAUCACCCUCAAGCCCCGGACAGCGGGUAAUGUCUUUAAUCGUCGCCCUAUGGAUAGGAACACUACUACCGCAGGCAUAUACCGAGCCAACAACACCGAGCUGCCCGUCAUCGGUAAACUGGAGAAGGAUCCUAACUUUGCUUGGGUGGAUUAGGUCAUUUAUAGUUAAUCCUAUAACAGCAUUACUCACCAAAAAUAAAAAAUUUCGUUACGGCAAGUCAGCUGGAGUCUGUGAGUCACGACAUUUAUUUUAAAAGUUUCUAGACUCUAGAGUUUUUUAAAAGUAUGAUUAGGUUUAAUCACUCCAAAAA
Messenger RNA from Drosophila bipectinata, 2103 nucleotides. RefSeq names its product Ammonium transporter (gene Amt). Gene Ontology annotation, cellular component: plasma membrane. Gene Ontology annotation, molecular function: ammonium channel activity. Lineage: Eukaryota; Metazoa; Arthropoda; Insecta; Diptera; Drosophilidae. Gene Ontology annotation, biological process: ammonium homeostasis; ammonium transmembrane transport. The record is from RefSeq and is a predicted model, not a curated record.